Molecule: messenger RNA, 3621 nt
Organism: Phacochoerus africanus (Common warthog)
Lineage: Eukaryota; Metazoa; Chordata; Mammalia; Artiodactyla; Suidae
Gene: DRC11
Product: IQ motif containing with AAA domain 1
Exons: 19
Coding region: 677-3184 (835 amino acids)
Molecular function (GO): ATP binding; ATP hydrolysis activity; protein binding
Source: RefSeq, a predicted model, not a curated record
GCUUGGCCCGCAGCAGAUACCCAGAAAUGUUUGGAACGAAGAACGACUGUCACCCCCCUUUGCAGACCGGAAGACUGGGGUCCCAAACAUUGAGGACCUCGUCCAAGGCCACAUAUCUGAAGCUGGAAGAAAAUGGGCAAACGGGAAAGCGGGACGACCGCAAGGCGGACAACGAGCGUACGUGGGAGCGGGGCCUGUCCAGGAACGCGCUCUGGGCGGAUCCCCCGGGAGGCGGUGACCCGGACCGGCUCAGCCACCACCUGCCGGGCAGCUUCCGCCCCAGCGGGCCACGCGGUUGCCAGGGAAACAGCAGGAGCGCCACGCAGGCGCAAAGCAUGCAGGGGCGGAAAGCGCGCUGGCGGCCGAGCGGACCCGCACUGCGCAGGCGUAGCGUCUCCGUUGCUAGGUUCCGCCUCGCAUCUGGCUCGCGGCCAUAGUAAGGUUCUGGAGCCUCGCGGUGGAGAGGAGAACGCUGGAAUCCCCUUCUCUGGGGCUGUUCGCACCCCCUGGCUAUUGCUUUUCCCUUUUCUAAGUGAGAGGAUAUCCCCAAUCCCAGUCCCUCUCCAGAAGGACCUUCCGCCAGCGCCUCUGGUGGUCUCCUGAUUUCUGCAGCCAGCCUUCAGAGGGCGACAGAAGAGCUUCCAGGCGGGCGAGGAAAAGAGGGAAAGUAGCCAGCAUGUCGAACGCAAUGUAUAAUAAGAUGUGGCAUCAGACCCAGGAAGACCUCAGUUCUUUGCUUGUCAAAGAAGCCGAGAAGAGGACAGAGCCGCUUGGAACCCAAGCUUUCAUCUUCCAGCUGUUGGCCACCUUCUACGUCAACUACGUGCAGAUCUUCAGGGACCUGGAGGAUGUCUAUGACCAGAUGGUCCAUCCACAGAAACGAAUCCUGAUCCGAAAAAUCCUGGAUGGAGUGAUGGGUCGCAUCCUGGAGCUGAAGCACGAGAUGGUCGAGUUGGAGUUGACUGAGUUUCAUUAUUUUGAUGACAUCUUACAGGAUCUCAAAUUGGCUCCUCAGCAAUUAGAUAUUCCCAUACCCAAGUAUUUUUUGAAGGAGAAGUUGGAAGUCAUAAAAGGAAGAGAAAAAAUCCUCUCUCAAAUAUUAGCCGACACUGGAUUCAGCUUAUCCGACAAGAAAUACCCUGCAAAGCCUAUGCCCCUGGAAGAGGCAGUUAAAGUGAUCCAGGUUGCUGAGAGGGCACGGCAAGGGCGCCUCCGAGCCAUGUUCAUGAAGCAAAUCUAUCUUCAAGACUGCAGAGCCAAGCAGUCCAGGUUGUCUGGCGAGAAGUUUGCAGACAUGGGGGCUGCCGCGCUGCGUAUCCAGAAGGUGUGGCGAGGCUUCCGUCAGUGCAAGAGAACCGAGAGAGAGAGAGAAGAGGAGAUGAUAUUCCUGGGCAUGAAUCCACCUCCUUCCUUUCACGAAGUCAGCGAUGCAGUGCUCCAGGCUGACAGGGUGGCCCACCUGAGGAACGAAGUGCAGAUGAGGCACGAAGAGGAGUACAGGGACGCCUUGGUUACCAUCCAGGACAACCUGAGGCUGAUGGAAGGUCCUGACAUCAAGGAGAACCUUCAGGAUCAGAUCCGGCAUUGGUUCAUCGAGUGCAGGAACUUAACAGGCUCGUUUCCCGACUACCCUAAAGAAGAAGAAGGAGGUUCAGCUAUUGUUUUUUCCAACAAGACCCCACAACAGGUUAUUGAGGAUAUUCUUGAAAGCCAAGAGGAGGAGGAAAAAAGCAAAAAGAAAAAGAAGAAAGAGGAAAGUAAACCUGAAAAAGAAAAGGAAAAGAAAGAAAUGAAGGAAAAAAAUAAGGAAGAAGAGGAGGAGUGGAAAAUGUCACCGAGUGUGUUCCUUCCUACGAUGGAGGAAGGAAACAACACCUACAAAGACCUGUGGAAGAACAGAGAUGAAUCCUGGAAUUUCCCCCAGGACUACGAUCCUGAAAUGAUCAAGGAGGUGAAACGGAAGGAGGUGGAGUCAGAGAUCAGGGUGCAGGUUGAUGAGUUGAUGAGACAAGAACUGAAAAACUUAAAACUAGCUGUGAACAGAGAAAAGGAAUCAGCAGCCAAACCAAGAAAGAAGAAUAAAGGUAAAAAGAAAGAUAAAGGGAAGAAAGGCAAGAAAGGCAAAAGGGGGAAGAAGGAUAAAGACCCAACGGCUGACAGGACCACUGAGUCGCUGUAUAAGGAGCUGGUGGAAGAAGGCUUGCUGAUCCAGCCUCUGAAAGUCAACCUCUCUGACUACAUUGGUGAGUACAGCUACCUGGGCACCACUCUUCGCCAGGUUUCCAUAGAGCCCAUGCCUUCCCUCCUGGACGUCCGACAGCUCGUCACCCUGUAUGGGAUCCUGCCACUAGGUUCUGCCGCGGUGCAUGAGAAAGCUCCUCUGGUGAAAUCCCUGUUGCUGGCCGGGCCGUCUGGGGUGGGGAAGAAGAUGCUCGUGCAUGCCAUCUGCACGGAAACAGGAGCCAACCUCUUCGACUUGUCCGCAGCGAACACUGCUGGGAAGUACCCGGGCAAGCGUGGCCUCCAGAUGAUGCUGCACCUGGUCUUCAAGGUGGCCCGCCAGCUCCAGCCCUCCGUGGUGUGGAUCGGAGACACAGAGAAAAUCUUCUACAAAAAAGUCCCCCAGGCGGAGAAGGCGAUGGAGCCUAAACGCCUAAAAAAACAACUUCCCAAAAUCCUGAAACUCCUGAAACCAGAGGACAGGAUUCUGAUCGUGGGGACAACACACAGACCUUUCGACGCUGAGCUUCAGUCUUUUUGCAGAGUUUACCAAAAAAUUAUUUUGGUUCCCAGACCAGACUAUGCUUCCAGAUACGUUUUGUGGAAACAGAUCCUUCAGCGAAACGGCGGAGUCAUCACUGAAGCCCUGAAUGUCAGCUGCCUGGCAAAGAUAUCAGACGGCUUCACCCAGGGCGACAUCGUCCACGUGGUCAAGCAGGUGCUCACGGAGCGGAGGGUCCGGCAGCAGCCCUACAAGCCGCUCAUGGCCGUGGAGUUCAUCGAGGCGCUCACCAGCCUGAGUCCCGUCUACCAGGAGGAAGAAGACAGCUUUAAGAACUGGUACGCCAAGACCCCUAUGGGCAAAAAGCGAGCCUUGGUGUUAACAGGGGGUAACCCAGAAAAUGAAAAGGACAAAGGGAAAAAGAAGGAAAAUAAAGGAAAAAAGGAGAAAAUGAAAAAGUAAUGGCUUUCCAAGGAGCCAUCCUUGAGUCUCUGAGGGAUGGAAGUGGCCUGACUCUCCAGGAAUGAGAUUCCCCACUGCCUUCUGCCCAUCCGAAGACCCUGGCUGAUGCCACCAAGGCCAGCAGCCCCGCCCUUGCUCGGUUAGAUCUUCACAGGCCGUCCACCAAGUCCAAGUGCACAACAGUUGUCUCUAGACUCAUAAUGGUUUCUUAAUCCAAGUGGGGUUUGCUUAUAACUGAAAUUCCCUCUUCACACACCCCACAAUCCUUCCGGCUUGGACACUUCAUCUCAUCAGGACUAGUUGCCAAAUUUAAAAUUUGACAGUGAGAAAAUACUCUAUUUCGACAACUAGUAAGUUCAGCCUAUCAUUGGCACUACUGGCUUUUUACUAAUCCAUAUAUACUGUAUAUUAUCUUGCAUAUACUUUAAUAAAUUAAU